AUGAUAUCAUCCAUUGUGGCCGUGCGACGGCGACGCCCACUCGCCACAACAACGCCCAGCAGCGCGCACAUCAGUGCGAUCCUCAUGACCAAGCUCCGAAUCUGCAUUGCUCAGAUCGCGCGACGCCAAAACAGUCACUGCCAGAAUGAGAGCAAACAGCAAAAAGACAAGACAAGAAAGAAACCUCUCUUAUUUGUAUUUAUUAUUGGUGGGUCUCUCAACCAAACCAAUUCAUCAAUCUCUCUCUCUCUCUCUCUCUCUCUCUCUCUCUCUCUCUCUCUCUCUCUCUCUCUCUCUCUCUCUCUCUCUCUCUCUCUCUCUCUCUCUCUCUCUCUCUCUCUCUCUCUCUCUCUCUCUCUCUCUCUCUCUCUCUCUCUCUCUCUCUCUCUCUCUCUCUCUCUCUCUCUCUCUCUCUCUCUCUCUCUCUCUCUCUCUCUCUCUCUCUUGUUGUCUUUAAAACAGUGCCUUUUGCAAAGUCAGCGUUUCAGCAUGUCGACACCCGAAGAUUCAGACGAUGUGGCACCCUUCCCAAAGGUCCGUGCCCUCCACGACUACACUGCCCAGACUGACAAGGAGCUCUCUUUCAAGAAGGGCGACAUUCUCACUGUACAUGACAUCGCCAAUGAUGACUGGUGGGAAGGUGCGGACCGACAUGGCAAAGAAGGAUGGAUUGCAGCUGCGUACGUGGAGCAUGCACCUACGUGGAUGUCCCCGGCUGAGGAACUGGAACCACUGAGUGAUCAAGCAAGCAACUACUCGACCGAAUCGGAGAAGCCCCAGAGCAACGGUGGCACCCCUCGCCAACGGCGCAGAUCAGUGGGCUUUGGAGGCAUGGAAUCCUACGAGACCCCGCUGCAAGAUAGGCCCAAUCUGGCCAAAAAAGGAACUUCGACGCACCGAAACAAGCCUCCAGAGAGCGAGUUGGCUGCCAAGCUGCGGCUACGAUCCCAAGCAGUUGAUGAUGUGGGUCACAGCGCUCAUGGCUUCCGACUCAGCGCACGCAUCGUUCCGCCUUCGGAACUGGAGCAGCGCUUCUCCCGCCUCAAAACAAGCGGCACCGACAACUAG
Molecule: messenger RNA, 1068 nt
Organism: Monosiga brevicollis MX1
Lineage: Eukaryota; Choanoflagellata; Craspedida; Salpingoecidae
Exons: 7
Coding region: 1-1068 (355 amino acids)
Molecular function (GO): protein binding
Source: RefSeq, a predicted model, not a curated record